Rhododendron vialii is the source of this 3994-nucleotide messenger RNA. Its product is annotated as PWWP domain-containing protein 1-like. The transcript is spliced from 2 exons. Bases 230 to 3622 code for a protein of 1130 amino acids. The record is from RefSeq and is a predicted model, not a curated record. NCBI's taxonomy places the organism in Eukaryota, Viridiplantae, Streptophyta, Magnoliopsida, Ericales, Ericaceae.
GAGUGCCCCACAUGUAUCUCGAAAUGCUAGAGCCACUUGCAAUAGAAAAAGGCUGUGUCGGCAUCUCCAGUCUCAUUUUGCCCAACAUCUUCUCAGCCGCUUCACGCUCGCGACGCCGUUGCUCUCAACCUUAAACGAAAGGUAUGCCUCCGGAAUCCCACGCCUUCAACUGCUACGGCUCCAUUUUUUUCCCCCUAGGGUUUUGAAUUAGUUUCAGCUCGUGAAAAAAAUGGUUUCAGUGAUGAACGGCAACGAUUUCGCCCGUAAACCGGACGCGAUUGAAGCCGUAGCUCAAUCGAAAGCUACGGUUUCCGAUGACGUUAAUGGUAUUGAGAAUACUAGGUUGUCAGAAGAUACUAGGGUUUCAGGUACAAAGUCUGUAAAUACUGUGGGGUCUGAAGAGGUUAGGGUUUCUCCGGAGCUGGUUAACCGAGCCCCCGAUGGUUUUUUUGAGGGUAGGGUUUCUGUAAGAGGUGUUAGUAGUAUGGAGAAUGGUAGAUGUGAGGAAACUAGGGUUGCGGAGGAAAUGAAGGAUGGGGAUGGUGAUAUGGUAAGUGGUAUGAGAAGUAGUGAAGUCGAGACGCAUUCGGUGAAUGACAAUGGAUUCAGCGCUCUGGAAAGUGAGACCGAGCAAUGGAACGGUGGAGGUAGGGUUUCGGAGUCGGGGGUUGGAAAGGGAUUUGUAGAAGCGGGAAAGCCUUGUGUUUCUGAGUACGAUGCUUUGAUUUCGAUGUUUGAUGAGUAUGCAGCGAAUGACAAGGGUAAGGCCGUGGGAUCUGCUGGGGACUCUAGUUCUGUGGGUUAUGGUUAUGAGAUAGGGGAUAUGGUUUGGGGGAGGGUGAAAUCUCAUCCAUGGUGGCCGGGACAUAUGUAUGACGAAGCGUUUGCAAUGCCUUCGGUUCGUCAGACAAAGAGAGAGGGUCAUGUGUUGGUUGCUUUCUUUGGUGAUAGUAGUUAUGGGUGGUUUGACCUGGCUGAGCUCGUCCCAUUUGAUUCUAAUUACGCUGAGAAGUCGAGGCAGACGAAUAUGAGAACUUUCGUGAAGGCUGUUGAAGAGGCAGUUGAUGAGGCAAGCAGGAGGUGCGCUCUGGCGUUGGCUUGCCGUUGCAGAAACCCAUAUAAUUUUCGACCUGGUGACGUUCAAGGCUACUUUGCGGUUGAUUUGGGUGACAAUGAACCUGCAGGGGUUUACUCCAUGACCCAGAUUAGGAAGUCGAGAGAGAGUUUCCGGCCAAGAGAUGUUAUUGCUUUUGCGAAGCAGUUGGCGUUGACCCCUAGAGGUGAUGGGCAUGGUAGUAUUGAAUUAAUCAAGAAUAAGGCUACUAUUAUGGCUUAUCGGAAAGCAGUGUUUGAGGAGUUCGAUGAGACCUAUGCUCAAGCAUUUGGGACGCAGCCAGAGCGCCCGAAUCGUGAACCAUUGCAAGCAGUCACUCAACCUGCUAGAGCUCCCUUGAGUGGCCCAAUGGUGUUUGCAGAAGUUAUGGGUAAGAAGAAGAACUCUACAAAGCAUAACAAAGCAAAGGACCAACCAGACAACGAUAGAUACCUUUUUAAGCGGAGGGAUGAGCCAAACGAGUUGAAAAUUCCACAAACAGGGCAAAAAACUUCCUCUUUGGGGCCGUCUCUUGUAGAUGCGCCUCUAGAAUUAGCAACCGGGGAUUAUGUGUUGCAAAAGCGAGCUCCAGCACUCUCUCCAAAGCAGCAGAUCCCAGCGAAACAUGAGCAGAUGUUCACGACAGAAAUGAACAGCCCUUCAACCUCAGGUCGAGUUACAACUAUAGAGGACAAGCCAGUCACUCCCAGAUUUACUGUGAUUGACCACACCAGUCCUCUCUUAGAACCUAACUCAUCUAAAUCAGUUGAUGGCUUUCAGCAACCUCCAAAUUUUGCAGCUAAAGUUGAGCAAACACAUGGACUUGAUGUCAAGUUUCAGGGUCAAGAUUCAAGAUUUCGCACGGAAACUGGGGGAAAGAAGACCAAGCUUGUUAAACGUCCUGCAGGGGAAUCUGUUGCUGAGAAAUCUUCCUUGGGGGAGAAGAGAGAGAAGAGAAAGAAGGAAUUGGGCAUGGAAAUGAGUAUGCAGAAAAAGGCUUUCACUGGAAAUGCUCGUCCGCCUCCUAGGGAGGAUAUUCGAAUAGAGCAUCAAAAGAAGGAUAAUGGAGGUAGUUCAUUGUUUCGUGAUUCCCUUGGACCGCUGCCAGGAACAAUUGGUUUGGGGAAACUUGAGCUUAAGCUUCCACAAUUGCUGGAUGGUUUGCAAGUUCUUGCCCUGAAUCCCUUCUGCGGUAUGGAAAGCAAUAGUCCGGCGAUUAUUCGGCAAGCUUUUUUGAACUUCCGGUCCCUUGUUUACCAGAAAAGCUUGGCCAUGUCAUCCUCAUAUGAGAUGCAGUCACAUGAAGUUCCUCCCCCUGAGAAUGUCAAAGAUCUUCCAACUGCAAAACCACAAAAACCUCUAGUGAGGCCAGCUGAUACGACAAAAGGUGGCCAUAAAAGGGUCCCAUCCGAUCGUCUGGAAGAAAUGAGUGCAAAGAGGGUGAAGAAGAUUAAUGACAUAAAGUCUCUGGCUAUUGAGAAAAAGGCUACUGAAAGAAAUCUAGAAUCCCGAAGAGAUGCUAAAGAAACAAUGGAUUCAAGACGAGCAAAAUGGUUCAAACCAGACCCUAUGAAGAAAAAGGAGUCAUUAGCCAAGGUGCGUGAACCGACUAUAUUAGUGAUGAAGUUCCCUCCCAACACAACGCUCCCAGCUGGAUUUGAGCUGAAGGCUAGGCUGGCUCGCUUUGGACCAUUGGACCAUUCUCGCACCCGUAUUUUGUGGAAAUCGUCACAAGUACAUGUAGUCUUUAUUCACAGAGCUGAUGCUGAGGCAGCACACAGGCAUCUUAUGGGACGUAAUACGUUAUUUGGCAAUUUGGAUAUGAGAUGCAGCAUCCGGCCUUUGGAAGCGACAGCACCUGAAUCAGAAACCAAGGUCCAGAGAGAAGACGGUCCCAUAGAAACCCCGCACUUGAGGGACUCUAGAGCGGAACAACGGCCGACAUCAGCCAUGCUGCUGAAGUCGUGUCUGAAGAAACAGGUGGGUGAUGAGGCAGCAGCGGUUGCAGCAAGUGGGAGCAAUGGUGUUGGUGGCAGAGGGGCCCCGCGUGUUAAAUUCGUGCUGGGUGUGGCAGAAGGUAGUAGCGGGGGAGAAGAAAUGAUGGCAAGCAAUAACCACUUCAAUAGUAAUGAGGCGGCGGCAACAGGUGGCGGUAGAGUGUUCCCACGUGUAAAAUUCAUGUCGGGUGGGGGAGAAAAUUUGAUGGAUACUAGUAAGAACAUCUUGAACAAUUCUAGUUUUGCUGAUGGUGCAUCUUCUAAUUCUCACGGAAUGGAUUUUAGUAGUCAGAAUUUUCAGAAGGGCAAUUUGCCGCCUCUUCUUCCUCUUCCUCCUCAAUUCCAAAAUGCCCCAACUAAUUUGCGUUACGCCGAAACAACCCUUAGAACAACUACUCACAAUUUAAACGCCAGGCCGAGCUUGAAUUACGUUGACAUUGCACCCGAGAUGCUUAGCCUUCUUGCAAAGUGCAACGACGUUGUGACCAACUUAGUGUGCAAUCUGGGCUUUUUGCCUUACCAUCCCCUCUGAUGUGGUAUUUUGUUUGGGGCUGAGGCCCAAAUUGGACCGACGGGAAAGAUCGAAUUCGGGGUGGUUAUCUCGUGCUGGUAGUUUCAUGGCAUCUCUGCUAGGGGAGACUCUGUAACUGCAAAUCGAAAGCCAUGGCGUGGUGGUCCCGUUGUGUUAAUUGGGUAAUUUUUUGUUUUUUUGGUAUGAACGAUCUGUUUCUGAACACCAUGUACACGGAUAGAGGGGUACUCCAAAUGUAAUGGUGAUAGUGAAAAUGGUCCUCUUUAUUUAAUCUUUUGAGGGCUUUUUAGUAAUUUUUAGUUUAGACCUGUGUGUUUGGUAGGCUUGUUUGAUUUAGUUACAUGACAAAAAUGUCUGUUGUGCUGUGGUUAA